Molecule: messenger RNA, 2724 nt
Organism: Durio zibethinus
Lineage: Eukaryota; Viridiplantae; Streptophyta; Magnoliopsida; Malvales; Malvaceae
Source: RefSeq, a predicted model, not a curated record
AUGACUCUCAAAUUAGCUUAUGUUAAUCUAAUCGUUUUGUCUAGUAGCAAUCCCUCCUGCUUUGCUCCUAUUUCUUAUGACGAUCUUCCAACGUUUCUUCUAAUUAACAACUCAAUUACAAAUCUUAGUUUACAUAAGUUUCAUAGUCAAGAUUUGAAUUUACUUUCUGCUUUGCCCUGUUCUAUUCACCUUGCUCUCCAAUGUGCUUUGGCCUUGAGGAGUAACGAAAAUGACAAACUGGCUUUGCUUGCUUUGAAGAAACAGCUCGUUGGUGGUUCUUCUGGACCUCUAAGUUCAUGGAACACUUCACUCCACUUUUGUGAGUGGGAAGGUGUUCGAUGUGGUCGUCGGCACCAAAGAGUAAUCAGCUUUAACGUGAGUAACUUGAACUUAGUCGGCAUCAUAUCUCCUUCAAUCGAAAAUUUAACCUUCCUCAGAGAAGUUAACUUUUCUCAUAAUAGGUUGCAAGGAAGUAUACCCAGGGAACUUGGAGAUAUUCCUUUCCUCUUAGGGAAUAUGAAGAAUCUCAUUGAACUUCAGCUUUCUUUCAAUAAUUUGAUUGGGGGUAUUCCAUCUUCUUUUGGAAAUCUUUCAUCCUUGUUUGUCCUCUCUUUUGAAGGUAAUAAUUUGGAGGGAACUAUACCUAAUGCUCUGGGCAGAUUCUCUAACUUGAAAUACCUUUAUAUUGGUGGAAAUAACCUGUUCGGUUCAAUUCCUUCAAUUUAUAAUCUUUCUUCCAUGAUGGUUAUUGAUGCGUCAGACAACAAAUUAUCUGGGAGGCUUCCACCCGAAAUCGGCCUUUCUUGUCAAAAGCUUGAAGCACUAUUUAUCGGAAUUAACCAGCUCACUGGAGCAAUUCCAAGGUCAAUAUCCAAUAUCUCUAGCUUGCAAGUAUUUGACAUUGCCUUAAAUGGUAUCAGUGGAUCAGUUCCUAAUAAUAUGGGAAACCUUAAGAAUCUUCUGGUGCUGACCAUUUCUGCCAACGUCCUUGGAAGUGGGAAAGCAGGAGACCAUCUUUUAUUGGGAGGAAAUCAGAUCACUGGAAGUAUUCCUGAAGGAAUUGGCAAUCUCGUCAACCUCGACAGGUUGGAUAUGGAGGGAAACUUUCUUGUUGGAGAAAUUCCUAUUUCCAUUGAAAUCUUCAAAAUCUUGAAAAUAUCUGAGCUUUAUUUAUCCAAUAACAAAUUUGAAGGAGCAAUUCCUUUAUCACUCAGGGAUUGCAAAAAAAUGCAGAAGUUAGACCUUGACCAAAAUAAACUCAAUGGGAGUAUUCCAAAUCAGCUAUUGGGUGCUUUUGAAAGUUUGAUUUAUCUUAAUGUCUCUCACAACUCUUUCACUGGCCUCCUUCCAUCAGAUUUGAGUAAUUUAAAGAAUCUCGUAGAAUUAUACGUUGAUAAUAACAGUUUCUUUGGUGAAAUUCCCAAGGCACCUGAUCUCUCCAAUAACAAUUUGUCUGGCACCAUACCACCUGAACUUCAAAAACUUCCAUUUUUAGUGAGUUUAAACCUUUCUUUCAACCAACUAGAGGGUGAAGUGCCAAAAGGAGGGGUUUUUAAAAAUGUUAGUGGAUUUUCAUUUUUCGGAAAUGAAAAACUUUGUGGGGGGAUUCCAGAAAUAGAGCUUCCAAAUUGCUUCACAAAGGCAAGGCAAAGGUUUUGUCAACCAAAGUCAUUAUUGCUAAUGAUAUUCACCAUUCUACUUGGCUCUAUUUUGGCUGUGCUUCUUGUUUAUCUUUCCUGGAGAAGGAAGUGUGGAAGUGCACUUAUCCCCGUAGCUCUGUUCGAUGAUGGCUUCCUGCGUCUAUCCUACAAGGAGCUUCUUCAAGCCACCCAAGGUUCCGCUUCUUCAAACUUGGUUGGCAGUGGAAGUUUCGGCUCUGUUUAUAAAGGAGUUCUUCAUCAACAAGAAAAGCCUGUUGCAGUGAAAGUAUUUAACCUUCAAAACCGUGGGGCUGCGUGGAGUUUCAUGGCAGAAUGUAUGGCUUUAAGAAAAGUUCGACGUCGAAAUCUUCUCAAGAUUAUAACUUCUUGCUCAAGCAUUGAUUGCCAGGGCAAUGAUUGCAAGGCUUUAGUUUUUGAAUUCAUGCCUAAUGGAAGUUUAGAAAGCUGGUUAUAUGAGCAACAUGAGUCAAGGUAUUUGAACCUUGUUCAAAGGUUAGGCAUUGCUACAGAUGUGGCCAAUGGAAUAGAUUACCUUCAUUAUGAUUGUGAGAGGCCGAUUGUUCAUUGUGAUUUAAAGCCUACUAAUGUCCUUGAUGAUGACAUGGUCGCACAUGUUGGUGAUUUUGGAUUGGCUAAGCUUCUGUCUAGUGACAUCGGCAAUCUGGGUACUGAUCAAACAAGUUCCUCAAUGAUGAAAGGAACAAUUGGUUACGUUCCUCCUGAAUAUGGCAUGGGUGGCAUGGUAUCUCCAGAAGGUGAUAUUUACAGCUAUGGUAUUCUACUCUUGGAGAUUUUCACAGGAAGGAGACCAACAGAUGAUAUCUUUCAUGAUGGCUUAAUCCUUCAUAAUUUCUGUAAAAUGGCACUGCAAGAAGGGUUGAAGGAGAUUCUUGAUUUUCGCCUGCUUGAACAAAUUUAUCAAUACGGGCAGAGACUUAGAAGUCGACCAAACUUGGAAGGACAGAUAUGGGAGUGCCUUGUUUCUUUCACUAAAGUUAGACUGGUAUGCUCUGCAGAAGUACCUGGUGAUAGAAUGAGCAUAAAAGAUGCUAUCAAGAACUAA